Molecule: messenger RNA, 847 nt
Organism: Sclerotinia trifoliorum
Lineage: Eukaryota; Fungi; Ascomycota; Leotiomycetes; Helotiales; Sclerotiniaceae
Source: the annotation of a GenBank genome assembly
UUUCGGGAGGUAUGUGAAGCGGUAACUAGAUAGUACUAGACUUUGCCUAGUUAAGAAAAUCCUCAAGCAAAAGAACCUUGAAGGAAUAAAUCCAAGACCGCGGACUCUUAACAAUAGAAUAUAUGAAUAUAUCGCAUUAUGUGGUAAGGUUCUCAGUCCUUCUCAACACUAUUUAACAACUAACAGAAUUCUAGUAAACAUAUUCUGAACGCGCAAGUUUCCAUCCGAUCGCCAUGCUGUGAGACCACUUCUCGAACUAUCCUUUCCAUAUUAACUUCUGCCAAAGGUCGAAAAUGGUUUGACUGCGCUGAAUGUCAUCAUGAAACCGAGUCACACCCUCUGAAGAGAACAACAGAAAUGGUAUUGCAGUUGUUCCCUAAGCCCCGCUCUUUUUGGCCUCUCAUACUAACCACAAUGCAAGACAUUUGCGUGCAAGAAAUGUAAGAAGGCAUUCCGGAAAGACUUUGCCGACGAAACGGAUGACGGAGAUGAAUACUGCCCGCACUGCGACAAUCAUUAUGUUAUUAAUGCUGUGGAGCCAAAGCCAAUGUUGAAAUUCGAAGGGGAGGAUAUCAGGAAGGAUAGUAGGAUGAUCAAGGAUGAUCGACUGCAAGGGAAAGAACAGAGAACCAUCUUCGAUGUGGAGGAGGCUCCAAAUAAACUGGGAUAAUAAGAUGCAUUACGAAUGCGGAGAGUUAAAAGGACUUUGAUUUAGCGGCAUGGACAAGGGAAAUUGGGAUUCAGAGCGAUGGUUAACUGGUAGCUAAUAUGCAGAUAUGAAGAGGGCCGUAGUUUUUGGCACACAAUAGUAAUUGUGAACCUAGGGUGCAUCAGAAGCACCGAAAUU